AUGGCUGCGAUAAAAGCUGUGAACGCCAAGGCUGAGGUGGCGCGGGCCCAGGCGGCUUUGGCCGUCAAUAUAUGCGCCGCCCGAGGGCUGCAGGAUGUGCUGCGGACCAACCUGGGUCCUAAGGGCACCAUGAAAAUGCUUGUUUCUGGUGCAGGUGACAUCAAACUCACCAAAGAUGGCAAUGUGCUGCUCCAUGAGAUGGGCCUGCAUCCUAGAAUAAUAGCUGAAGGGCUUGAAGUUGCAAAAAUAAAAGCACUUGAAGUUUUGGAGGAAAUCAAAGUACAAAAGGACAUGGAAAGAACAAUCCUCUUAGAUGUGGCUAGAACAUCACUACAAACUAAAGUUCAUGUUGAACUGGCUGAUAUUUUAACAGAGGUGGCCCAGAACCUUCAUGCCAUCUGCUUUGGGUUGAUCAGAGGAUUAGUUUUGGAUCAUGGUGUCCGACAUCCAGAUAUGAAGAAACGAGUGGAAGAUGCAUUUAUCCUUACUUGCAACGUCUCACUAGAAUAUGAAAAGACAGAGGUGAGCUCUGGUUUCUUUUAUAAGACUGCGGAAGAGAAAGAGAAAUUAGUAAAAGCUGAAAGAAAAUUUAUUGACAAUAGAGUCCAAAAAAUAAUAGACCUGAAAGACAGAGUCUGUGCAGAACUCGAUAAAGGAUUUGUUGUCAUUAAUCAAAAGGGAAUUGAUCCAUUUUCCUUAGACACUCUUGCAAAACAUGGAAUAGUAGCUCUUCGCAGAGCAAAAAGGAGAAAUAUGGAAAGACUCUCUCUGGCUUGUGGUGGAAUACCUGUGAAUUCGCUUGAAGAUCUCCAUAUAGAUUGUUUGGGACAUGCUGAUCUUGUAUAUGAGUAUACAUUAGGAGCUUUUCAAAAAGUGUGCUUGAGAGGUUGUGUGGUUCCAGGGGCUGGUGCAGCAGAAGUGGCAAUAGCUGAAGCUCUGCUGGUGUACAAGCACAGUAUCAAAGGAAGAGCUCGCCUUGGAGUCCAGGCUUUCGCUGAUGCCUUACUCAUUAUUCCUAAGGUUCUUGCUCAGAAUUCUGGUUAUGACCCACAGGAGACGCUAGUAAAAGUUCAGGCUGAGCAUUUAGAUUCGAAACAACUUGUUGGCAUAGAUUUGAAUACAGGUGAGCCAAUGGUGGCAGCAGAUGCAGGAGUUUGGGAUAAUUACUGUGUUAAAAAACAGCUUCUUCACUCUUGCACAGUGAUUGCCACCAACAUUCUCCUGGUUGAUGAAAUUAUGCGAGCUGGGAUGUCUUCUCUCAAAGGGUGACUGAAUUCAAAAUCAACUCUUCUGGAAGGCAAAAUUUAUUCCCCUUUACAUCUAACUACUAUUGUAUAGCCUGAGCCAAUCUUAAUUUUUACAUAAUAAAUGCAGUAUGUG
Otolemur garnettii (small-eared galago) is the source of this 1380-nucleotide messenger RNA. It is a transcript of the gene CCT6B, whose product is annotated as chaperonin containing TCP1 subunit 6B. The coding region runs from base 1 to 1269 and encodes 422 amino acids. Gene Ontology annotation, cellular component: chaperonin-containing T-complex. NCBI's taxonomy places the organism in Eukaryota, Metazoa, Chordata, Mammalia, Primates, Galagidae. The record is from RefSeq and is a predicted model, not a curated record. Gene Ontology annotation, biological process: protein folding. The transcript has 13 exons. Gene Ontology annotation, molecular function: ATP hydrolysis activity; ATP-dependent protein folding chaperone; ATP binding.